AUGGACCUCGCCUUCCUCCUCAACCCCGUUGACGACCGCUGCCGAUGGAGUUCGCCCACGACGACGCACAUGACGCACAUAACGCCGACGACGCUGACGCCGAGCUGGCCACCCAAGCGCCGCAUCGACAGUGCAUGGAACGACCUCCUCUCCAAACGCUACAAGCCCUACGGCAGCCGCAUUCUGCGCCAAGAAACGCGUUGCGCCAAACCGCUCGAGACGUCGUUCACACCCGAGAGCGUCGACUGGUGCACUACAUUCCUCGACGUGGGGUUUGACGCCAACAGCAUCUUCAACCAGAUCUGCCCACUGCGCAAAGGCCGGUGGCGCCAAGAAGAGGAAGCCUACGCCAUCGAGCUCGUCAAGAUGGUCCACGCCAACCGACUCCCGCUCAAGUUUCGCCAGUCGCUGCGGACGUUCCUCGCCCAGAAACUCCACAGCGACGAGAUGCGCGUGCUCAAGAAGGUCGGCACCUCGGAUGCAUUUGCAUUUGCGCGGCAGCGCGGUCACGUGGACGAAGACGCCGUCGUGACGGGAACAGCGUACGAGAACGAGCGAUCGAUCGAGCCGCUCGAGACGCUGCGCCGGGCGUUCUUGCGGUCAGUGCAGCUCGACGCAAUCGUGGCAGCACGCCAACACUUGGAUGACUAGAAGACGUAAUACUAUUUGAGAACAGAAAGGAGUGG
Saprolegnia parasitica CBS 223.65 is the source of this 686-nucleotide messenger RNA. RefSeq lists its product as hypothetical. The record is from RefSeq and is a predicted model, not a curated record. Lineage: Eukaryota; Oomycota; Saprolegniomycetes; Saprolegniales; Saprolegniaceae. The transcript has a single exon. Bases 1 to 651 code for a protein of 216 amino acids.